Messenger RNA from Mirounga angustirostris (Northern elephant seal), 552 nucleotides. RefSeq names its product LEM domain containing 1 (gene LEMD1). The coding region runs from base 1 to 552 and encodes 183 amino acids. The transcript is spliced from 5 exons. Lineage: Eukaryota; Metazoa; Chordata; Mammalia; Carnivora; Phocidae. The record is from RefSeq and is a predicted model, not a curated record.
AUGGUGGAUGUGAAGUGUCUGAGUGACUAUGAAUUACAGCAUGAACUUAGUAAGCUUGGAUUUUCACCUGGACCAAUACUACCUUCCACCAGAAAAGUGUAUGAAAAAAAGUUGGUGCAACUGUUGGUCUCACCUCCCUGUACAUCACCUGUGAUGAAUGGACCUGAGGAGCUGGACGGAGCUCAGGAUGAUGACGACAGUGAAGAGCUUAAUGCCACUAUCAUUUUGAAAGGAAAUAUCAUUCUCUCAUCAGAAAAAAACAAGGGACCCAAAAAAAGACCCGAGACUACCAUCACUAAACCAAAAGCCCUAGAUAUCUACUGCCUGGCUUAUAAGACUUCUGAGGGAAUAAGGUUACCUUCAAGAGCAUCAGACACCCGAUUCAAAGGAUGGAGUAGCACCCGAGAGACAGACUACUGGCCCGUGAACAGGAGUUUUGAGUGCGGGAACCUAGAAAUUCUUCCAGUGGGCUUGAAGCUUGCUAUGUUUGGCAUCUUUAUCAUUGUGAUCUUUGUCUACGUAACAGUGGAAAGGAAGCCGUUCUUUGGCUAA